Messenger RNA from Ailuropoda melanoleuca (giant panda), 4565 nucleotides. RefSeq names its product glucocorticoid modulatory element binding protein 2 (gene GMEB2). Gene Ontology annotation, biological process: regulation of transcription by RNA polymerase II. Gene Ontology annotation, molecular function: RNA polymerase II cis-regulatory region sequence-specific DNA binding. The record is from RefSeq and is a predicted model, not a curated record. NCBI's taxonomy places the organism in Eukaryota, Metazoa, Chordata, Mammalia, Carnivora, Ursidae. The transcript has 11 exons. The coding region runs from base 2612 to 4321 and encodes 569 amino acids. Gene Ontology annotation, cellular component: nucleus.
GCGUCAGGCGGCGUCGGUGGCGGCGUCCGCCUCCAUUUUGCCGGAAGGCGGCGGGCGGGCGGCUGGGGGCGGUGGGGAUGGUCCUCGGGCUAGGCGCGGAGCCCAGCGGUCUGGGGACCGUGUGGACGCCCCCGCUUCCGCCGGCCGGGUGGGAGCUCCAUCUACGCGGGUCCCCCUCUCCGCCGGCCCGGUGGGAGCGCCGUCCACGCGGGCCCCUCCCUCACCCGGCCCGGUGGGAGCCCGGUCCACGCGAGCCCCGCUCCCUCGGCCCGGUGGGGCCCCGUCCACGCGGACUCCCUCCCUGCGCGAUGGGCUGAGCCCGUGCGGGCCCGCGUUGAGGGUCGUGAGGAUGCAGACGUAUUGGCAGGAAUUGUGUAGACGGGGACCCGGGGAGGGUCCGGCCUGCUAGGGACUUGGUUGGCUGCUCAGUCGGGUCGGUGGACUUUCCCGCGGAAGCAGAGCGCUCUGCUGGAGCUUCCCGUCCACGCCUGGGCGAGGCUGUGGGCCUUUAGCAGAACCGUGCGAGUUUGCGGAGUCCACGCGGGGAACCCGUUACUCAACCCUGCCCUUCAGCUCAGCCCCCUCCGACCCUCUGGUCUUGUGAGAGCGGCGCGGAGCACGAAGACAUGUACCUUCCAGCACAUUCUAAGGUGGAUGCUGCAGCGUCCGGAGCCAGAGGCGCUGCGCCGGCCACCCCAGGAUUGAUCCGCACCGCCAGCUUGGUGCCCCCGUUCCCGCUCCCUGCUGCCCCGGGCGUGCUUGGAGCCCUCCAAGUGGCGUCCGCUAGUGUCUGUCCUGCGUGCGGCCCGUGUCCCCGAGCACACUGUCACCAGGCGAUGGCCCGUCGUCCACCUGCCAUGUGCUCUCAGGCCGUCACCACGGGCGUGCGGGGCUCGCCCGGGCCGCCGACUCCAUCUCCCGCGGGCGUGUGGGCGCGGCGGAGUGCUGGGUCAUAGGGUGCUUGUGCUUUGAGGCUGCGGAGCGGGGUGCAGCGGCCGACGUCCCCCCAGCAGCGCGGCGCGUCGUGCGACCGUGGGCCGGGCUUAGCGAGGAGAACGCUUGUCCCGAAAUGGUGUCUUCGGUGUCUUCGUAGGAAGGGUCUGGAUGUUGGGGAAGACUCCUGGGAGGGGAGGAAUCUGUGGACACGCACCGACGCGGAAGUGUUUCUAUGAAUUUAGAACACUGUAAAACUGUAUUCAAAUCUAAGACUUAAAAUAACCCGCUUCAUGCCUGAGCUGAGAAAGGAGGCCACUGACGCGCUUUCUCUGAGCCAGAGGGGCUGCCGGUGGGCAGGCUGGCCUGCCUGGCCAGUGCGCGGGGAGGGUGUCGGGGGAGGGCAGGAAGGACUGGAGGGGUCGCCUGGGGUGGGGGGGCAAGAGAAGCUGGAAAUCUGGACUUUUUUAUGUGAACCCUGUGAACUUUGAUAAAGUUGGCAACUAAUUAAAAAGUUUGAAACCCUGCGAGGAUCCAAGAGAUGGUGCCUGUGGGCCCCUGCCUUGACCGCUGCUGUGUUCUUGGCGGUGUGUGUAUCAAAGGAAAACAUUUGCGAUCUUGCGGGAGAAGUGGAAAGCCAGAUCUGAACCUGGUGUACCGACCACACACCAACAUUUUUGUCUUGUUUUUAUAUCCUUAUGCUCAAGAAUGAUACUUAAAAAAUAACGAUAUUUUGUUUACUUCGAAAUUAACUGGGGCUUGAGUCAUACUGGUCAGGAACCCAAGCUCUGGGUGGAGACCCGGGCUGCCAUGUGCUCUCCAUCACAAGCCCGGGGAGUGUGGUUCUGAUUGUAGGGGACGAGGAUUGCUCACCGUAGGGCGGCAUCGUGUGUGUAACCCUCCUCGUGUCAAGGACCUGAACUGUGUCUGUGAGGUCACUUUAGGGUGUGCUGUUGAGAAAACUUAUUACAGUUAGCGUUGGAGAGGCAGGAGUUCAGUUUUGUGCACUUACACUCCUUAGUGCUCAGCAAGGUUUUGAAAUUUUGGGGAGCACAGCUGGCUGUAGGGAGGGUCCCUUCCAUGCUGCUGCUUUUGGUUGAAGUGACUCGUGGCCCCAUGGAGCUCACCCAAUGAAAGCAGAGGCCCUUGCUUGGUGAGAUAGCCAAACCCUGAGAAAUCACCAAAGUUCUAUUUUAUUUCAAGUACAAUUUUAUUUAUUAUUUUUAAAAGGUUUUGUUUUUUUAAGUACUCUCUAAACUCACCAUGGGGCUCAAACUCAAAAUCCCAAGAUCAAGAGUUGCGUGCUCCACCGAUGGACCCAGCCAGGUGCCCCUUGAGUGCCAUUUUCAAGUAGACUUUCAUGCAUGUUUGAAAGGGCUGUUUCCAAAGCUUAGAUCUAGAGCAUAAAAGCUGUAUUUUAGAAAUGGACAGGAUGUCUCUGUCAGCGAAUUCAUCAUUGAAGCUUUCCUGGUUAAAGGGUCUGAAGACAGCCAUUGGGUCCCUGGCAGUCCUGCCCCAGGACGGUGUGGCCCAGGACAUGGCUCUCCCACCAUCAGCAUCUCGAGCCAGAACGGUGCAUGUGUGACGGAGGACGAGCCUACACACGUCACAACUACCCUGUGGCUUGGGACCCUGGCGGAGUGACACUCCUGAUUCUGGCGUCGUCUUCAGCUGAGCCAUGGCAACCCCGGAUGUGAGUGUCCACAUGGAGGAGGUGGUGGUGGUCACAACGCCGGACACCGCAGUGGACGGGAGCGGCGUGGAGGAGGUGAAGACUGUGCUGGUGACGACCAACCUGGCUCCUCACGGGGGCGAGCUAGCGGAGGACAGCAUGGAGACGGAGAACGCGGCAGCGGCUGCGGCGGCUGCAUUCACAGCGUCCUCGCAGCUCAAGGAGGCCGUGUUAGAAGUGAAGGUGGCUGAAGAAGAGGAGAGCCUGGAGGCUGAAAUCGUGUACCCCAUUACCUGUGGAGAUAGCAGAGCCAACCUGAUUUGGAGGAAGUUUGUGUGCCCGGGCAUCAAUGUGAAGUGUGUUCAGGUUUUGAGUAAUGUCAGCAGACAGAGUUUCCAGAAAGAAGCAGCUCAAUGUACAGCAAGCAGGAGCACUGAGCACGGGAAGAGGCCGAGCACCGAAUACGAUGAGCAUGUGAUCAGCCCGAAGGAGUUUGUGCACCUGGCUGGCAAGUCCACCCUGAAGGACUGGAAGAGGGCCAUCCGCAUGAAUGGCAUCAUGCUCAGGAAGAUCAUGGACUCUGGGGAGCUGGACUUCUAUCAGCACGACAAGGUCUGCUCCAACACCUGCCGCAGCACCAAGAUCGACCUGUCGGGCGCCCGCGUGUCCCUGAGCAGCCCCACCUCGGCUGAGUACAUCCCGCUCACGCCUGCCACGGCCGACGUGAACGGGUCUCCUGCUACCAUCACCAUAGAGACCUGUGAGGAUCCCGGUGACUGGACCACGGCCAUCGGAGAUGACACGUUUUCCUUCUGGCGAGGGCUCAAGGACGCGGGUCUGCUGGACGAGGUCAUACAGGAGUUCCACCAGGAGCUAAUGGAGACCAUGAAAGGCCUGCAGCAGCGGGUCCAGGACCCCCCCCUGCAGCUCCGAGACGCCGCCCUCCUCAACAACAUGGUGCAGAACUUCGGCAUGCUGGACCUGGUGAAGAAGGUGCUGGCCGGCCACAAGUGCCAGAUGGACCGCUCGCGGGAGCAGUAUGCCAGGGACCUGGCGGCCCUGGAGCAGCAGUGUGACGAGCACCGCCGUCGGGCCAAGGAACUCAAGCACAAGUCUCAGCAUCUCAGCAACGUGCUCAUGACGCUGACCCCUGUCUCCUUGCCGCCCCCCACGAAGCGGCCCCGGCUGGCGAGGGCCACGUCCGGGCCGGCUGCCAUUGCCUCUCAGGUGCUCACCCAGUCCGCCCAGAUCGCCCUCAGCCCCGGCGUGCCUGUCUCCCAGCUGACCGGCGUGCCACUCGGCAAAGUGGUGUCCACCCUGCCCUCCCCUGUGCUGGGCAAGGGCCCCCCCCAGGCUGCUCCUGCCAGCUCCCCCGCCUCGCCACUGCUAGGGGGCUACACGGUGCUGGCCUCGUCGGGCGCCACCUUCCCGAGCACAGUGGAGAUCCACCCGGACGCGUCCAGCCUCACGGUCCUGAGCACGGCCGCCAUGCAGGACGGCAGCACCGUGGUCAAGGUGGUGAGCCCCCUGCAGCUCCUCACCUUGCCGGGCCUGGGCCCCACCCUGCAGAACGUGGCCCAGGUGUCACCUGGGGGCAGCACCAUCGUGACAGUGCCCACGGGGGCUGUCGAGAGUGCCGUGGCCGCCUCGGGGCCUGAGGAGCACACGGCCACCAUCGAGGUGGCCGCCAUGGCGGAGGGCCAUGAGCACAAGUAGACGCUGGUGGGGGGGGCGAGGCCCCUCGCGGGCACAGGGCUGGCCGCCUCUCCUCAAGCCGUGGCCGGGCGGGAGCGUGGCACCGGCGCCCCGCGGGUCACUUGGGCUGAACCAAAGAGAGGAAACACCAAAACAGACGAGGAGCCAAAGGGAUCGCGGAUGACCGACCUGUGCAGCCAGCCUCGCGCUCGCACUUCCUCCCCCUUCUUUCUUAGGAAAUACAUUUUUCCAUCUGUUGCUUAUU